Messenger RNA from Danio rerio (zebrafish), 1191 nucleotides. RefSeq names its product dual specificity phosphatase 13a (gene dusp13a). Gene Ontology annotation, molecular function: protein serine/threonine phosphatase activity; protein tyrosine/serine/threonine phosphatase activity; protein tyrosine phosphatase activity. The record is from RefSeq and is marked validated. Lineage: Eukaryota; Metazoa; Chordata; Actinopteri; Cypriniformes; Danionidae.
GCAAUCUGAGAACGAGAGGAAGAAAAGGGCCACCGGCUGCAAAAUGAUGUCUCUCAAGGAGCUGUGUGCCUAUGAAACCCCAUCCGUUGCUGAACUGCAGAACUUCCUGUUGGCUGACAGACGCCCCACUGGACAUGUCAACCACGUGUGGCCUAAUGUGUACAUUGGCAAUGAGGUUGCGGCGCGAGACAAGCCAAUGCUGUAUAAUAUGGGGAUCACACACAUUGUAAAUGCUGCCAGUGGACCGCCUCAUGUCAACACUGGACCCCGCUUUUACAGAGACAUGAAUAUAGAUUACUACGGAGUGGAAGCUGAUGAUUCCUUUGACUUUGCCAUAAGUGGGUUUUUCUAUGCAACAGCAAGGUUCAUAAGAGCUGCACUGUCGAAAAAUGGACGGGUGUUUGUCCACUGUCUGAUGGGAGUGAGCCGCUCUGCCACUCUGGUGUUGGCCUUCCUCAUGAUCUGUGAGGAUCUUACUCUAAUGGAGGCCAUUAAAGCUGUACGGCAACACAGGGACAUCUGCCCUAACCCUGGCUUUCUUAACCAGCUCCGACAUCUUGACAUGAGACUCGUCCGAGAGAGGAAGAAAAAACUGGAAGCUUACAAAUUGUAACUGAAAACUUGGUAACAAUGUGAUGAAUCCCAUUUCAAGAGCACGUCCCUAAAGAGCCUUCUCCCUCAUGGUUUUAUCCCUGUUCCACUGGGCCAGACGUUAUUUGCUAAUAUUUAUUGUGUCGCAAGGGCAAAAUGGAUAUUAGGAAGCUAAACUGAAUGGUUUCCCCUUAAAUAGUAAAUAACUUUUAAAGGGCAGCUGGGUCGCAAAAUAAAUGGCAGGUUUUUAAAUUUCUUCCAGAUGAGACAUACUUUGAACUUGUCUUAAAAUGAGCCAGCAAGUAUGUCUGUUUUUUUUUUUUUUUUACUGGAGUGAAAUGAAAUGGUUGUGGCUUGCUCUUUAUCAUGGGAAGGUGGAAGAGCCAUGCAUGGCUACAUGUCUUAAGGGUUGAUCCCCUGUAGUGAGUUUCUAAUGGGUAUCAUAUGCUCCAACAUAUUUCUGCUCAAAUCAAUUGGUGUCGUUGUGACUCACGGACAUUUAUGAUGACCAAACAAGAAUGAGAUGAUGAGAGAAUUUCCAGAGCAAAAAAAAUGUUUCUUAUCUUGCUGCUCUGAAAUAAAUUACACAGUAGCUCAGGA